Molecule: messenger RNA, 1573 nt
Organism: Portunus trituberculatus (swimming crab)
Lineage: Eukaryota; Metazoa; Arthropoda; Malacostraca; Decapoda; Portunidae
Product: vicilin-like seed storage protein At2g18540
Exons: 6
Coding region: 220-1167 (315 amino acids)
Source: RefSeq, a predicted model, not a curated record
AGCCCGCCAGCACGCCAGACAUGUAGAUAAGCCCGACCCGCCACCAGCCGUGCACCAACUCCAGCAGCAGCCCCAGGACCGUCUGCAUCACCAGGUUCAUCGUCAGGUGCAUGUAGCUGAAGGACGGAGGCAGUGCUUGCAGAAGACUCAGCCCCAGCACGCCUCCGAACAUAAGUAUCCACACCGUUGCCAUGGAGACGAGGACGCGGCGAGAGAAGCAUGGCCACUACCAUCACCAAGUGGACACGAGAGAAGGGCACCAGGAAGGAUUUCGUCGACCACACCCGCAGAAGUCACCAGCGGCUCCGUGUGGUCCUCUCCAGCAGCGACGCCGCUCGGAUGAGGGAGAUGGCGGGGCGCAGGCAGGGGGAGGAGGCCGGGAGGAGGCUGGAGGACCGGGAGGAUGUCAUGGUGAGGAGGAGGAUUGAGAGGCUGAGGGCGCUGCUACAUGAUGUCACGUUGGAGAAGGAGGAGAAAAAGCAACACUCUCCUGGGCACUGCCGCGUGGACAGCCGGAGCGUGGAGGACCUGCGGGAGGAGGCAGUGAGCAGAACCCGCGCCCUGGGGAAGGUGAGAAAGUACCUACCCCCGCCUGCUGCCCCCAUCACGCCGUUAGAGAGAGGGGAAAAGAUACACGCUCAGGUUUUGAAGGCACUCCCGGUCCAGGUAAAGGAACGGCAGGAGCGGAGGAAGCAGCUGCAGGAGGAGGACGCCAUGUGGGCCCAGAGAGUGCGGCAAAACCAGAGGCUCUUUGAGGAGGACUUGGAGAGGGAACGUAGAGAGAAGGAGCAGAAGAAGAACAAAGUGAAAAAGGACCUCGAUCAGCUGUGCAAGGAGAGGGCGGGGCUGCGUCAGGAGGAAAGCAAUCUCAUUCUGCGCGGCCGUCAGGAGUUGGAGAAAAGCCACCAGGUGUACCAUCGCUACCAGCAACACCAGGAUGCACAGGCUGCAAAGGAGAAGGAGCGGAAAAGGGAGGAACUCUUGAAGGAAAUUGAGAAAGUGAAAGCAGAACGUCUGAAGGAGGCGGUGAGGGAGGAGCAGCUUCGAGAGGAGCAGCUCAGGUACUCCGCUGUGAAGAGGGCGUUUGCUAGGCACGUGAAGCAGAAGACCCUGGACAAGAUGCAAGGGAAGAGAGGACACCGCAUUGGACGAGAGGCGCCGUUGUGAAGCUCCAAUUUGCCUGUGUUUGAGAGAAGGGAUGAAGACGAAGAGAAGAGAAGUACUGAAAAAAAGUGACAGAAAAGAGUAAAGGAAGAAUGGAAAGAAAAUCAUGAAGUGUUUUAGAUAGAGAAGUACUGAAGAAAGUGACAGAGAAGAACAAAGGAGUUAUGAAAAGAAAAUUAUGAGCUGGGAUAGAGAAGAGAAUAGAAGUACUGACAGAAAAGAACAAAAGAGGUAUGGAAAGAGAAUUAUGAAGUGUUUUAGACAGAGAAGAGGUGAUAAAGCCUGCUAGGAAAGGAAAGCUAAGAAAAGAAAGGUUUUGUGAAGGUAAAUGCUACAAAAAAAUUAAAGUGAAGGUAAGCUUAUGUACGAGAAAAGGGAAGGAUGUGAAGAUUAAUUGUCUUACAUGAAA